This is a messenger RNA of Eruca vesicaria subsp. sativa (arugula), 807 nucleotides long. Lineage: Eukaryota; Viridiplantae; Streptophyta; Magnoliopsida; Brassicales; Brassicaceae. The record is from the annotation of a GenBank genome assembly.
AUGGCUGCACAGUCGCAACAGUUGUCGCUUCCUCUCGCCGGCAGAGUCGCUAUUGUCACCGGUUCUUCUCGUGGUAUCGGUAGAGCGAUUGCGAUUCACCUCGCUGAACUCGGUGGGAGGAUCGUUGUGAACUACACAACUAAAUCUGCUGACGCUGAGCGUGUUGCGGCGGAGAUCAACGAACUUCCAGCUAACGAUGGUAUCAUUGGGAAGGGACCAAGAGCGAUUGUGGUUAAGGCAAAUGUUUCCGAGGAAAUUCAGGUGAAAUCGCUUUUUGAUGAGGCGGAGAAGGCGUUUGAGUCGCCGGUUUAUAUUCUGGUUAACUCGGCGGGAGUUCUCGAUCCUAAGUACCCUUCGAUUGCAGACACAACGGUUGAAGAUUUUGAUCGCACUUUCAGUGUGAAUACAAAAGGGGCGUUUCUGUGCAGCAAGGAAGCUGCCAAUAGGCUCAAACAAGGAGGCGGUGGUCGAAUCAUACUCCUCACAUCUUCCAUGACCCGAGGUUUGAAACCUGGAUUCGGUGCCUAUGCAGCGUCAAAAGCAGCUGUGGAAACUAUGGUCAAGAUCCUUGCGAAAGAGCUCAAAGGAACAGGGAUCACUGCAAACUGCGUAGCUCCAGGACCCAUUGCCACUGAGAUGUUCUUUGAAGGAAAGAGCUCGGAGUUGGUGGAGAAGAUAGCCGCAGAGUCUCCUUUUGGGCGGGUCGGCGAAGUCAAAGACGUGGUGCCGCUUGUUGGGUUCUUAGCUGGCGAUGGUGGUGAAUGGAUCAAUGGUCAGAUCAUUCCUGUUAAUGGUGGUUAUGUGUAA